This is a messenger RNA of Laetiporus sulphureus 93-53, 1804 nucleotides long. RefSeq lists its product as uncharacterized. The record is from RefSeq and is a predicted model, not a curated record. The transcript has 6 exons. The coding region runs from base 12 to 1646 and encodes 544 amino acids. Lineage: Eukaryota; Fungi; Basidiomycota; Agaricomycetes; Polyporales; Laetiporaceae.
CGCCAUCCGCGAUGAGCAGCCUGUCUGAACAUGUUGACCGUCUCUCUCUGCUAGCCAAGUCAAUUCGCUCAAGCGCCACCAACAUCUCUCGAGAAACAACCGGCCCCUUCACAGAGGCCGUCCUCCACACACCCCUCGGCGACCUGAUCCGUGACGUUGACCCUGCCGAGCUUGGUUUAUUCACGCUGGUGUCUCCUGCCAAACCAGCCGACCCAGAGGUUCCUGCUCCAUCCUACAGUGAGAUUGCGCGCGCGGAGUUUCAUGGCGCGACGCCGCUGAAGAAGCCACCGGCUCCGCGCAAGGGAAGGCAUGAUCCUCAGGGACGGCCAGGAGAGCACGAUCCGGAGGUAUAUGCGCGGGCAGCGAUCAAGUAUCUCGAUCGUUAUCGUUCGAUUAGGCCCAUGCCUCGAGCUUCAGACCAAGCCAUCAGGAUCAUGGAGCAGCUCGGGGUAGUACGCUCGCACGUUCGCCAGCUCAGUGAGCAAUUAAAGCAACACUCGGCCGCAGGUCCUCCUCAGCCUCCCGCGUCUCCCAAGUCUGUUGUGCGGGAAGAAGAACAGCGCGUGCAGGCUGCUCAAGAGCAGCUCGCUGAGCUGAGAAAGCGGAAAGAGGUUCUGUUAAAGCAAAAGGCAUCUGGCAGGAUACCGCGUCCGAAGGUGAAGCCCAGACCUCAGACCCCUCCGCCGCCACCAGUCGAUGAACAGGAGGACACAUUCUGGAACACGCCAGCGGCUUCUGCGCGCACGCUGCAUUUCGCGGGAGACUCGUUAUUGGAUGAGCAUGUCGAUCUCGCAGACGUCUCCGUGACCUCAUUCGCUACACCAAUUGCUCCUCGGAUUGGGGGGAAGUUCACGCCAAAACCUAGUUCAACACCGAAACCCAAAUUAAGCCCCGAAGACGAAUUAGACAUGCGGCGAGAGCUCAGCCUCGACGACGACUCUCCAGUGUCAGAGAUCGUGACACAGAGCGAAGAACCAGUGCCUGAGGAUGAUGCAGGGGGAUUUGACCGGACAGUCAUGCUCUCCAAGUCGACACCGCCACAAACGGAAGCAUCAGAGCCCGACGUCACGAUUACUGCCAAGUCGGAGCCCGCAACGCCGACCCCGCCAUUAUUAGAAGCUGUCGCAACACCCGGUCCUCACCGCCACAAGAUCAAGGUGACCACUGAGCUAGAACAGAUUGCUGCGAAGAUAUGGGCGACGAUUGGCGAGGUCAUAAUGCCGGGAAGUUCAUUCGAUGUCUCGGGGGAAGGUGGUAGCAAGCCACCUCAUGCAAAGGAGACGAUUGCACAUCUGCAGACACUGUCGACGAAGACACCGUCUCCGUCCUCACCGUCAACUGCUAGCCUCUCUUCCUUUUCAUUCUCCGCUACAAUACCCGCCUCCUCUGCGAAUCUAUCCCAACCAACGGCCCAGCAGGUUCUUACAGCGCACAUGCUGCUUGUGCUGCUCUCCUCGCCACCGUCUUACGCGAUGCCGUUGGGCAAGCUGAAGGAAUCGCUGAACGCGAAGACAGAGGAGAUUGGGAUUUCUGCGAGUGCAGUGGGUGGGAGUGGGGCGACGAGACCGAUAUACGGAUGUGUGGCAAAGAGGCUGCUCAAGAUCGAGCGGGGAGGUGGGGAGCAGGUAGUGAAGUUUGAUAUCUGAGUAGAUCGUACUUGCUCUUGUGAUAUGACAUUUUACCUUACAUCUGCGUUAAGAUAGAUACAUGCAUACAUUCCUCGUAAUUAUCGGCGCAACGCUAUAUGAUAGAUACACCACUGCUCCCUACGAUCGGUGGCCCUUGCUAAUUUAGGACGUUGAUC